Messenger RNA from Saccostrea cuccullata (small rock oyster), 1288 nucleotides. RefSeq names its product arginase, hepatic-like. Gene Ontology annotation, molecular function: arginase activity; manganese ion binding. Gene Ontology annotation, cellular component: cytosol; nucleus; cytoplasm. Bases 37 to 1128 code for a protein of 363 amino acids. The record is from RefSeq and is a predicted model, not a curated record. The transcript is spliced from 8 exons. Lineage: Eukaryota; Metazoa; Mollusca; Bivalvia; Ostreida; Ostreidae.
ACAGUGUGUGUGUGAUAUACUUUUUAAAAAGUGAAUAUGACGGGACAUUUUGUAUUCAGAAAGCUUCAUCUUCUUCCAGUUCUGACCAGAAAAAGACAUGAGUUUUCAUCAUUUUUAAGAAAGAAUAUGCUGCAUUACAGUGACAGGAAAGUUGGAAUUGUUGGGUGCCCCGUCCAUCAUGGGCAGGCUAAACCCGGAACUGAGCAUGGCCCUAACGCCCUAAGAGAAGGCGGUCUGAUAAAGAAGCUGAAAGGACUGGGGCUAGACGUGCACGACUACGGAGACGUGGGGACACCCAGCCAUGAGGAUGACCACCACUUCGAUCUGCCGGUCAAGAAUCCUAAACACGUGGCCACGGCCUCGGAAAAUAUUGCUGCUGAUGUGUACAAUGUCAUCAAAUCGGAGAGAGUUUGCUUGGCUCUUGGUGGAGAUCACAGUAUGGCUAUUGGUUCGAUUUACGGACAUUCAUUGGCACAGCCUGAUCACGUGGUAGUCUGGGUUGAUGCGCACGCAGAUAUAAACACACCGCUGACGUCAUCGUCCGGAAACAUGCAUGGAAUGCCGUUGUCAUUUCUUGUAAAGGAACUGCAGCCAUACAUCAGCAAGCUCCCGGGAUUCGAAUUUAUCAAACCUUGUUUGUCUGCUAAGAACAUCGCCUACAUUGGACUUCGUGAUGUUGACCCUGGGGAGAGAUACAUCAUAGAGAAGCUUGGGAUCCACUCCUUCUCAAUGUCGGAAGUGGAUAGACACGGGAUCAAGGAGGUGGUCGAGAAAGCCAUGAAUUACCUGGACCCUGAGGGAGUGAAGCCUAUUCACCUGAGCUUUGACAUUGACGCUUUGGACCCGUCCCUCGCUCCCAGCACCGGUACUCCCGUCCCCGGGGGCCUCUCCAUCAGGGAGGGAAACUACAUUUGUGAGGAACUUGCCGCCACAGGUCGACUGUCAUGCGUGGAUAUAGCGGAAGUGAAUCCAAGUCUUGGAAACGAUCGUGAAAACCAGAUCACUGUCAAUUCGGCGCUUCAGAUCAUCACACACUGUUUCGGUGGGCGACGCCAAGGUGUUUAUCCAAAAAAUUACCAAAUACCGAUUCCGAUGCACACGAAUUUUGUGGCCCCGCCCCCUUCGUAAAGUCUGUGCGGAGAAAAGAAGUUCAUGUUUGAAGGAACCAUAUUGCAUAAUAAUGAGCGAAUGAAAUGUGUGGAAGUUUAUUUUUGUAAAUUAAUUUUUAAUAUGCAUAUUUGAGAAAGAGAAAGAAAGCCAGAGAGAGAGAGAGAGAGAGAGAGCGAGA